This is a messenger RNA of Danio rerio (zebrafish), 1439 nucleotides long. The record is from RefSeq and is a predicted model, not a curated record. NCBI's taxonomy places the organism in Eukaryota, Metazoa, Chordata, Actinopteri, Cypriniformes, Danionidae.
UAUACAAAAGAGAAGGCAGAAGACAAUUCACUUUCUGAGCGUAAGGCAGCAAGACUGAAACACAAACGUUUUGAGGGAAAAUGCUUUUAUUUAUUUUUCCAUCAGAUUUGUUUUAAUGCCAUUAGAGAGGAGACACAGCAAGAUCAACAGAAAACAUCUAUAAAGAGUUUAAAGAUCUGGACCACACUGACCUGGGUCAGUCUGUGACUGCAGAACAAAAUGACUCUGAACAACACAACAUAUGACUACGAUGAUGACUAUGAGGACCAGUUGUGCCGCAAAGACGACGUGGUCAAAUUUGGAUCCAUUAUUAUCCCGCUGUUUUUCUCUAUAGUGGUUGUGAUGAGCUGCAUUGGGAACGUCCUGGUCUUGAUCAUCCUGGCGCUUUACGAGAGUCUGAAAUUCCUGACCAAUGUGUUCAUCCUCAAUUUAGCUCUGUCAGAUCUGCUGUUUACUUUUGGCCUUCCAUUCUGGGCUUCAUACUUCAUCCAUGGUUGGACGUUUGGAGAGAUUGGCUGUAAAGCGGUCAAGUUUCUGUUCUACGUGGGCUUUUACAGCAGCGUGUUGUUCUUGACUCUCAUGACCAUUCAGCGCUACAUGGCAGUGGUUCAUCCUCUGUCCGAUUGGGAGAAAUGCAGAUGCUUUUCAGUCGCUCCCAUUAUCAUUUGGAUGAUGAGUGGAACGGCUGCGCUGGUUGGUGCACAUUAUAGCAAAAUCCUGAAAGAUCUGAACAACACAUACUGUGAAUAUGAAAGUAUUAAAGUCAAAUCAGGCAUUGCUUAUUUCCAGAACGCUUUUUUCUUCGCUGCAUUUCUAAUUAUGGGUUUCUGCUAUUGCCGAAUGCUUCAGACUAUAACAAAUGCACGCACCAGUAAAAGACACAAGACCGUUCGAUUAAUUUUCUCCAUCGCUCUGGUGUUUUUCAUUGGUUGGGCUCCAUAUAACAUUGCUAUGUUCCUGAGAUCUUUGACCGAUCAGAAUAUCCCUCCAUUCACCAUCUGUGAAGUAAGUAAAGGAGUCGACUACGCAUAUUACCUUUGCCGUUUGCUAGCUUUCUCACACUGCUGUCUGAAUCCAGUGUUUUACGUGUUUGUUGGCGUAAAGUUUAGGAAUCACCUGUAUAUGAUUCUGGAGAAGAUCUUGAAAAAAAAAAAAAAACUCGAUUCCAGUCAGGGCAGAAUGGCAAAAAAUCAGUCACAAGGUUCAAUGUACUGAGAGAAAACUCGAGCACUUUAACCGAAUUCAACCAACUGUGAGUUCUUCAGAAUGUACAUACUGUAGAGAUUCAACCCGGCUGGAAAUUUUGGUGUAGCAAAUGUAGCAUUUUUUUCAUAUUACUACCUGAUUGUUCAACACAAUCUUAGGGCAAUUCGUAACUUUCUCAUUUAGUGGCUAAUUCGUAUGAAUUCAUACGAUCUAAUUCGUACAUUUUAGUACGA